This is a messenger RNA of Paramecium sonneborni, 148 nucleotides long. NCBI's taxonomy places the organism in Eukaryota, Ciliophora, Oligohymenophorea, Peniculida, Parameciidae. The record is from the annotation of a GenBank genome assembly.
AUGACAAUUUCACCUAGAAAAGAUGUAAAUUUUAAAUUAAAUAUAUUAGAUAGAAAUAAUAGACGGCACAAUCUCAUAAAUUAAAAAUUCUAAGUCAUUUUUGUCAUAGUACUUUAAAUUUGUUUUAUUAGGGUUCUAUAAACCAUGA